AUGGCACUCCUGCGCCCACUGCAGCCCGAAGAGCCGCUGCUUGACCUCGGAGUUGAAUCUGGGCCCCAUAAGCCUAUUGAAGGCAUUCCCGUUCUGGACGGCGUGGGUUGCCCCUUGUGUCAGGCUUGCUUCACCACAAAAGGCAGUCUGUGGCAUCACAUCGUAGCCGAGCAUCCCGACGAAUCAGAGGCCAAGCAGCCGCCUCGACGCGUCAAGCUGCAAAAGCCGUUGCGCGGUGCCGGAGCCCGCUGUAUCGAGGUCAUUGUCGAAGAUGGCCACGAUGCCUCGGCAGCCGACGUCAGCGAAAACGAGGAAGAGCUGGAGGAGCAGCAGCGGUUCAAGCAGCUGAUCUCCAGCACCCAGGCCAUGGCGUCAGAGGCCGAGGAGAAGCGCUGCCCGCACGGCGUUCACCAGAUGCACCCGUUCUACGAUAGUGUGGGCAUGACGCUGAUCCUGAGCGAGCUGACCCCAGAGCAAAUUCUCAAGCUGGGCCACGACACCCCACCCGCACCACUCGUGUCAGGCAUGCACGAGCUCUUGUGGGAGGCCCACGGACAAUUGUCCCAGCACGGCCUGGCGGCUGCUUCCGUGGCGUCCUUGUUCGAAGAUGAAGAGUUGCAAGUUGAGCCACAAACUUUACCCCAAGUAUCUCCUGGCACGAUGAGCAGAUACCUAAACAUUGGAGCGCGGUUGGUGCAUUUUAUACUGCUACUGGACGCACUGCCAGCCCCCGAGCCAUCCAGCUUUUUGAGCCAGGUGCUCGCCAGUCGUGGGGAGGCCAUAACUACAGCUGCUUUGGCCGUGCAAGACGCGCUGGAUGCGGGACUGAGCGGGGAGGAUCUUGUCGAGCCCUUGGCGGCACUGUGGCUGGCACUGGUGAAUGCAGAGCUACAUCUGUUUGACAACGACAAGGUGCACUUUGUCAACGUGUUUUUGUUGUGCACGGCCGUGUCCAAGGGAAGCGGUGUCUUGCAAGACAUCCGGCGCUGGACCACAACGCAGGCCGGUUUGAUUUAUAUUUUCAAGCUGUUUUUGCUCCGGUUUGGCAAGGCACAGCGAUGGGCCACUGCGGGUAAACUCAGGCCUUUUCUACAGUCUGGACGGCUGGUGCAUUUUCUGAGCCAGCGCAUGACGGCGGCUCGCUCUUCCAGCACGGCCGAUGGGCAGGUUGGAGUGGAUAUUGACGUGCAAACGGACGGUGACAUGACGGACGAGGCGCUGCACACCAUUGUUUGUCAGGGUACUGAACUCAACGUGAAAGAGAUUGGGACCGCCCUGGUACAGAUGCGCAACGAUAUGAAAGAAAUUUUAGACACCCACCUCUUGCUGGGAUCGGAUCUGCGAGAGCGACAUGCUCUCGAGUAUGUCCGGCUACGGUCGAAGGAGGAUCGGACCAACAGGGUCAAGAAUUGGUGGGUGGGCCAUGACAGCCCAGCUGAGCGGGCCCUAUUGGAUCACAUUGGCCAGACUCCGAGCUUGCGGCAAGAAUUUAUCUGCACGGAGCUUGGCCCAGAAGGAGCUGAUGAAGAGCCGACCUUUCGAGAAGACCGCGUGCGGGAAUGGCUUCUAUUUGUGGGCAGGUUCAACCAGCUGGCGCUCACCUACACCCACAUGGCUGGAGGUCUGCCACCUCAAGCAACCGUAUAUCAAGGGCUAUCCUACAAAAAUGGCGUGGGCCGGCAACGGGCCGUGUUUUUUGCUGGAAAGCAGCUCUCCAUAUUGACUCGUCUGGGUAAAACCCACGGGCUCUCUCUAGAUGAGCAGCACGCCUUUCGGUACAUGGACGAGGAAGUCAGCAAGCUGAUUUUCAUGUAUUUGCUCUUGUGCAAGCCUCUGGAGCAGAUGCUAACCAGCUGGCUGGAGAAGCGGGGCGCUCUUCAAACCCCUCGCGAUGGCGGGCGUGGAACCUACGACAAUGAUCAGGAAGAGGAGGAUUUAUUGGAGGACGAGGGGGAUGAAGACCACAUGAGCCACGACGAUGGCAUGACCUUGCGACGCGAGGUACAGGACGCUCAACGCCACUACAACAACAGCCACUUGCUCUUCAACAUUGCGCCUCUGCAGACCAUGCUCAGCCCAGCCUCUAUCUACGCUGCCUUUCGUCGACAAAUGGCCACCUACCUGCAUCAGCCUACGCUUGGAGUGGCAAAGUGGCGACACGCUGCUACCUUUUGGAUGACAACAUUUGUGACAAACCGGCUCUUUGCCGACCCCGCGAGCACUUUGGGUAGCCUGAUGCGCACCCAGGCACAGCCCUUGGGCAACAUGGCCAAAGACUUCUUUGCUACCGCAACAAGCUACCAAUUGCAAGCCAAAAUGUCAUCACGUCUGAUGCAUCAGCUGGCCUCACAAAGCUGGCAUGCCUUUUUGGGUCUUGACCGCAAGCGCAGCGUGGCCGAGCUCACAGCCGCCAAGGAAGCUUUGGAAGCGGGCGCGUCAUCAUGGAUACGCAAGCUGAGCAUGAUGUAG
Molecule: messenger RNA, 2469 nt
Organism: Monosiga brevicollis MX1
Lineage: Eukaryota; Choanoflagellata; Craspedida; Salpingoecidae
Exons: 3
Coding region: 1-2469 (822 amino acids)
Source: RefSeq, a predicted model, not a curated record